AUGGCACAGAACGCUUUGAGUUUUGUACAACAAUAUUCUUUGUUUGUCUCUGAAAAGGAAAGGUUGACCCAUGACAUCGUAGUAAUGAGGCGAACAGACAGGCUGCUUAAAGAUUUGAUUACGCUGCGAAAUGAACUCGAGUAUGUUAAGGAGGAUUAUGUAAAUAGCGAGAAUUUCACACAGUUAAAAAAUGAAGUGACGAAACUUAAGCAAGCGUCCUUAGUUAAAAAUUUUGAGUGCAACAAUUAUGUGAAUAGAAUACGGGGAUCUGCUAAUUUACAAGAUAGUUUUAAUUGUGAAAGUGGUCCAAUUGGUAUAAUACAUAUACCGCCCGAGACAACGACAUCUAAUAUUCACACAAGGACGACCGUGACAAUGAGUCAGUGCACUACUAGUGGCACACGGUCUGCCCCUGCGCAGCGCUUCCCGUCUCCAUCGCGUGCACCGGAUGGCGAAUCAUCUGUCUCUGUUACACAGCGCAUCGAGGUACCCGUGGAGGCCCAUGCAGAUGUUUCAAACGUGUCUGAAACCGCGUUACUGGCCUCAUUAAAUGAGCAUCGCAUAGAUCCCGAACGCGCAACCACACAAACUAAUACACAAAUGAGUAUGUCGGAACUUGUGCGUAGUAAUAAUAAUGGUAUUACUUGGAAGGAACAGCAAAAAAGUGAAGAGUGGAAAUUAGUGCAGAGCAAAAAAUAUAGGAACCGUUUUAACAGCGAAAAGGGCACCUACAUUGAUUUAGAGCAAAAGUUCGGCGCAGCGGAUAUUCUAAUAGCACUGUUUAUAAAUAAUGUACAUGUCGAUACAUGUGAGAGUGACAUUAUAUCGUACAAAAAAGUAAAACUAACAUAA
This is a messenger RNA of Parnassius apollo (apollo), 852 nucleotides long. NCBI's taxonomy places the organism in Eukaryota, Metazoa, Arthropoda, Insecta, Lepidoptera, Papilionidae. The record is from the annotation of a GenBank genome assembly.